Messenger RNA from Clupea harengus (Atlantic herring), 1329 nucleotides. It is a transcript of the gene il12b2, whose product is annotated as interleukin 12B 2. The record is from RefSeq and is a predicted model, not a curated record. Gene Ontology annotation, molecular function: protein binding. NCBI's taxonomy places the organism in Eukaryota, Metazoa, Chordata, Actinopteri, Clupeiformes, Clupeidae.
CACACUUUCUCUAUACAGAAAUGUGUAAGAAACAGCAUAUUGAUCCCCACACAUUCACUGAGGGAUUGAGAUAGAAUGAGAGAGAGACAUAGAGAGAUGGUGUGACAUUAUAAUCACUUAUUCUCUUUCAUAAAGUGACGAGAGAAACAGAGAUGGCGUGAUAAACACACAUUUAUUCCCUCGCACUUAACAAACGGCCCCUAUUGUGCUGUGUGUGUAUCCGCGUGUAUCCGUGUGUUAACACAAAUCCGCGGGACGAAACUCAGCCUUCCUAGAAUCAUUCCCCCGCGAGUGUGUAGGUGUGCGAGACUGCCAAUAAAAACGUGUCCGCGACACCGAAUGGACCGUAGUGCUCUGGAGGGAUUAACGCGAGAACACCGGAAAAGAGAUUUCAAGCAAACACCUGCGAGGCUGAGGAUGACGCAUUCCUGGAUAGUAUCGCUGCUGGUUUGGACCGCGGCAGUUUUAGCUGUGGGAUCAGCACUCGUCUCCUUCCCCAAGCACAGGCAGGUGGAAGAGAUGGGAGACACUGUUACCCUGACGUGUCAUACUGAUUUUAAAGGUCCCAUACAGUGGACACACUCUGUGGAGGGAGAUUUAGACCAUGAGGGGAAAGACCUCACUCUCCCUGACUUUAACGAGGCCAUGACGGGGACGUACUCCUGCUGGGAUGAAGGCCGGCUCCUUCACAGUCUGCACGUCUUCCUAGCAGACAUUCCCGACAGUACAACUCCAGAACUGAAGUGUUGGGCUGAGAACUACAACUGUUCCUUCCAGUGCUCUUGGGUUCAUCCACACUACGCAGCUGUACGGCUGAGGAAUGAACGAGACAGUGGCGAGUGGGUGUCCCCGUCCUCUGAGGGGGUGUUCCGAGUGAGCCACUCCACUGACCACAGCUCUGAGGACCUGCGGCCCCUGAAGCUCACCCUGGAGGCCCUCAACCAGGAGAGGAUCCUGCAGCUCAACAAGACCUUCUACCUGCGCGACAUCAUCCACCCACCCUCCCCUAAGCUGCAGUGGAGUGUGUCAGCGGAGGGGGAGGUGCUAGAGGUGGACCUGCAGCCGGCAGACAGCUGGGCCACACCCACAAGCUACUACCCCCUGGAGUAUCAGAUCGAGUACCUCAAGAAGGACAAUGGCAAGAAAGAGCAGCAGCUGUGCUGUGAAGAAGAGGAGAAGCAGUGCUGGACUGAAGUGAAGUGCCAGGUCCACGUUCGUGUCACCAGGUUCCGUGUCCGUUCCCGGGACCCUCUGGUGAAGUCGCACUGGGGCCAGUGGACGUCCUGGGAAAAUGUUGGGAAGAAGGGAAGUAAGAAAGGAAAAAAUGGA